GAAGAUGGGAAUGACUUUCCAGAAACAGGCGACUUGGAAUACAAACAGAUCAUCCGGGAAAAAAUGAAUAUUAAAUGAAAGAUGAAAAACUAACUUUUAUAUGGGAGGGCGAAGAGAAACAGAGUGAUCAAAUGCGCGCGACAAGCAGACGCACUCCUUCUCGGAUCCCAAUUUUCCUACACUCGCAGCUUCUUCAGGGAGUAAGUGUCCAAGAGUGAGAAGUUUUCUUGUGAUUAGCAAUGGAUCCGAUAGACGAAUCCUUCAAGAAACAAAUUGCAACAUUGUUGAGAGUUAUACAUGUGACAAGAUGCUCUAAAGAGGACAAUGUUCCAUGCCAAAUUGAAGAGGGUCUCUUCUUGGGUUCUAUUGGAGCUGCAAAUAACAAGGACGAACUGAAAAACUUAAACAUCACACACAUUUUGACUGUGGCUAAUUCUUUGGCACCUGCAUAUCCAAAUGAUUUUGUGUAUAAGGUUAUAAAUGUUGCGGACAGAGUCUGCACAGAUCUAAAACAGCACUUUGAUGAGUGCAUCGAUUAUAUUGACGAAGCUACAAGAUCUGGUGGUGGUGUGUUGGUUCAUUGCUUUGUGGGAAGAUCCAGAAGUGUGACUAUUAUUGUUGCAUAUCUGAUGAAAAAGCAUGGUAUGAGCAUAUCUCAAGCUCUUGAACAUGUGAAGAGCAGACGACCUCAAGCAUCUCCUAAUGCUGGUUUCAUUUCACAACUGGAGAGCUUUGAAAGGUCUCUUUGUGAUAUUCCUUUAUAUAACUGAAGCAGAUGAAGAGAACAAGACAACGUAAUGUACAUGGUUGGCCUCCUGCGUUGAAGAACCUCGCUUGAAUAUAUACGUUACCCAAAUUAGAUGAAAUUUCGGUGGUAUAGAUAGAACUUUCACAGUUGUUAACUUGUUACAAUAGAAAAGGAUGUGUUAUGGAUUUAAAGUUGACUAUGAAUGAUUAGGUUGUAAGAAAUGUAAUAAAAUUCUUAUUGCACCUCUGUAUAAAUCGUCGCGAUAUAUAUAGAAUAGCAGACUGGUACUA
Messenger RNA from Pyrus x bretschneideri (Chinese white pear), 1038 nucleotides. Its product is annotated as dual specificity protein phosphatase 1. Gene Ontology annotation, cellular component: cytoplasm. The transcript has 6 exons. The record is from RefSeq and is a predicted model, not a curated record. NCBI's taxonomy places the organism in Eukaryota, Viridiplantae, Streptophyta, Magnoliopsida, Rosales, Rosaceae. Gene Ontology annotation, molecular function: MAP kinase tyrosine/serine/threonine phosphatase activity; protein tyrosine/threonine phosphatase activity. Gene Ontology annotation, biological process: negative regulation of MAPK cascade; protein dephosphorylation. Bases 240 to 770 code for a protein of 176 amino acids.